ACUCUGCUUUCUGCUGAUACUCUUACAGGGUCAGGUGGAAAACAGUCACUCCCUGUUGCUGAACGGGCGCUAGAUUUCAGCAGAGUCUGACAGUGAAGAGGCCCACUUAAUCCUCAUCGAAGCCAGUCUUGGCUGUGGGAUAAUUGCCACCCAAUUGCAAGCUGUCUCUGCUCCCCUGGGUCUGACAUUGGGACAUGAACAUUGAUUCAGAAUAAGAGCUGGAAGGAGAAUGCAGGAAUUUAUGGAAAAUGAUUCUCCGUGGCUCCAAAUCUUCAUCAUGAGUGCAAAUCAGUUUGUGCACAAAGCUAUGGACAUCUUCAUAUCUGCUGCAAAUAGAGGCGAUCUUGAACCACGUAGAGCAAACGCCUACAUCAAAGAGAUAUUGCACAUAAUAUUAUUUUAUGGCCAGAUUAAUUGUCCUAAGGUUGAUCCAGUAGACAUUUUACAGGGAAACACAGAUCUAUUAUUACGUUGUUUUCCGGAUGUCUUUGAGAGGUGCCGCACUCACCUUCCCACACGUCCCCCUUUCACAGUGUUACUUGAUGCGAUUGUUGACAUCGUAGGAAGAAGACAAGAACAAAGUGUUUUGGAAUUUUUAUUGUUGCAGAUAAAUGAAAUGGAAGUUCCUAAUGCUGGCAAUGGACUGUGUAAAAAUAUUUUUGUAUCAGCAGUUGUCAACUUCUGCUAUUUUAAUGAUGAGGCUACCGGACUUAGAAGGGAGAAUUACUUUGGUGCUUCAGUGACAUGUGCAGGAUCUACUCAGAGAAAAAUAAUGAUUGAUAUAUUGUGCUAUCAGACAUGGCAGCGUGAUAUUAGCUGGGCAGUAUGUAUUGGCAAUAGAUAUAACAGAAAUGCCUUCACAUUUCCUUGUCAAGUGCACUCAAUGGCAUUUAAUAUUUACACUCGUGGAGAAAGCACUCAUGGGCCCAUAGCUCGCAGGGCACCUUGUCAAAAAUGCUUCAUAAUGUUCCCAGACAUUGAGUUUGAAUUACGUCCACCAGAGGAUGAACAUAUUUUUUGGGAAUAUGGAAACUGUGCAGAGUAUGAAUCACUAAGCCAGCUUCUGAACUCGCAUCCAGAAAUUGCCUCGAGACUGCAUCGUAACCGGUUUGCAAUUGGACAUGAGGAAUUGCUGACUGCAAAAUAUGAACGACUUGAAUAUAACCUUCAAGAGUUGCAGUUUGAAUAUGGGCAUGAAUUUUCAUUUUACAAUAGUCAGUUAUAAAGGGAUCUGCCCUGGUAAGGCUCUAACAUUGAAAGCAUAUUAGAACACACAGUAUAUCAUUGUCCUGAUCAACCAACUAAUAAGUACACAUCUUGUAUGCAGCUGAAUAGAACAGAAUCUCUACAGUGUGAAAAUAGGCCAUUUGACCCAACAAGUUCACAUUGACCUUCUGAAAAGAAUCCCACCCAGACCCAUUCCCCUACCCUUUCCCUAUAACCCUGCAUUUCCCACAGAUACUACAUAUCCAUGAACCCUAUUGGCAAUUUAACAUUGCCAAUCCAGCUAACCUGCACAUCUUUAGACUGUGGGAGGAAACUGGAGCACCCAGAAAACCCACACAGACAGUCACCCGACGGCGGAAUUGAAACCAGUUCCCCACCAAUGUGAGACAGCAGUGUUAACUACUGCGCAGCCACGCUCCCUAAAGCUGUGGAGUAUUACUGUGACUUUAUCAAUGAAUUCAAUUCAAUGGACAGAAGUUAUAGGGUACAUAUUAACAGUUUACAAAUUUGCAUUUCCUCUGUUUAAUUGUUUAUCUGGAAGGUUAUCCCCGUGCAGUACAUCAAACACAGUAUUUGCACUUUUAAAGGUUAAAAACACCUGACCUUCUCCAUGCCACGGUGGUGAUGGGUCAUCACUGAACUGGAGCUUCCACUCGCUUAUUACUGGAGCUCUUUUCAAGGUCAGCACUAGUUAUAAAUUCCACCUGGAGGGUAGGGAAGGACAGAGGAACUCCUCCUGCCGUGUGAUGGUGCUGUUUUCAUUGACCAGGUGGAACUUUUGCAGAAAUUUGAAAAUUAAUCAUGUAACUUUUUCAAAUAGUCUAACAUUUGUAAUUCAAUCAACUGCUUAACCGUUAAUUGUAGUACAGAAACGUGUCAUUUCAGAAUUUAAUAUUCCCCCGAUGCUGAUAGGAAUGCUCAAUGGCCUAUGUCUAACAUUUGCAUCACAUCAUAACAUUUAGAAUAUUUUAUAUUGAUCUGCUACAUGAUUUGCUAAUCCAUACUUCUAGAAUUCCAUGUCUGAUUCUGAUCACAAGCAAAUUUUAAGUUAUAUGUGAAUGAUUUCCCUUCAGUGAAACUUGUCCACGGGAAGGGAAGGUAGCUAGGAAGGCGAUAGGAAGAUGAAGGUUGGGGGUGAUGGUGAUAGGUCAGAGUGGAGGGUGGAG
This is a messenger RNA of Chiloscyllium plagiosum (whitespotted bambooshark), 2393 nucleotides long. RefSeq lists its product as uncharacterized. The record is from RefSeq and is a predicted model, not a curated record. NCBI's taxonomy places the organism in Eukaryota, Metazoa, Chordata, Chondrichthyes, Orectolobiformes, Hemiscylliidae.